AUGGAUAGUGGGCCGGAAAACAACGAUUCGUUUUUCAUCGAGGGCCCUUCCAACACUGGCCCCAAUGCAGAUGAGAAUUUUGCUGAUGAUGGGGACUUCGGUCCACCAAUGUCCUACCAACAACAACAUUAUGGUGGGCCUAGAGGACCACCAGGAAUGGGCCCUAGAGGCCCAAUGGGGAUGAGGGGGCCUAUGAGACCUUUUGGUGGAGGUGGUCCAAUGGGUCCCCGUCCACCAUUUGGAAUGCAACGAGGUCCACCUGGAGGCCAUGGAGGAUUUCACGGGCCACCACGUCCCCCUGGUCCUGGACAGCGUUUUCAGGGUCCACCACCAAGAGGCAUGGGUCCGAUGGGUGGCCCAAGGGGUCCACCUCCAAACAUGAUGCAAGGAGGUUAUGGAGACUACCCUCGACAAAUGAGACCACAUUUUUCACAAGAACCCAAUGGUGGGCGUGGAGGGGAUUCUUUGGACAGUAGUGGUUGGGACAUGGGUCCACCAAAUCAGCAGAAUGGUGGUGGCCUAGGUUAUAUGGGGGGUCCUCAGGGAGGACCACCUCCAAACUAUGGUAAUAUGCCACCACCACAUAAUCAACAUUAUGGCAAUAUGCCUCCACAGCAACCACCUCCACAUGGAUAUGGAAAUGGAAAGUUCACAUAA
This is a messenger RNA of Daphnia carinata, 657 nucleotides long. RefSeq names its product basic salivary proline-rich protein 1-like. NCBI's taxonomy places the organism in Eukaryota, Metazoa, Arthropoda, Branchiopoda, Diplostraca, Daphniidae. The transcript has 3 exons. The record is from RefSeq and is a predicted model, not a curated record. The coding region runs from base 1 to 657 and encodes 218 amino acids.